AAUAAGGUCCUCUUAUUUAUUCUUUGUGCGAACUCUGGUUCUGGAAAAAGAAACAAAUACAAAUAAUAAGGUAGCAGCAACCACUGGUUUUAUUAUGGGACAGCUCAAUGAGAUUCGUAUCCAUCUAUUAUGCGCCCUUUUAUCUAGCUUUGGGUAGACCUCAUACAAUAACUGUCCUUGCUUUACCUUAUCUUUUGAUUCAGCUUUUCUUGAACACUGAAAAAAAAAUUUUUGCUUAUGGAUCUAAUAACCAAAAUUCGAUCCGUGAGCUAGAGAAUAUCUUUGUAUUCCUCAAUCAUCUUAUUUUUCAGUUGCUUAACACUUGCAUUUUACCAAGUUCAACGUUAGCCCGAUUAGUAAGCAUUUAUCUGUUUCGCUGUAAUAAUAAGAUGUUGUUUGUAACAAGCAGUUUGUUUGCUUGGGGAAUGGGACAAAUUUUAGUCAUAAAUUGCUUGGAAUUUUUAGCAGUCUGGAUACAGAAAAAUAAUGUUAUUAGGUCGAUCAUUCGAAAGUACCUAGUGAGAAAUUCUAUAUUUUUUAUUUUAGUAAAUUAUAGUUUUGGAACUCUAGUAUGUAUUCUAAGUAUUCAGUCUUUAGGCAGAACACCCUUACCUAUUCCUACUCAGAAAUUUAGUGAGGUCUCAAAAAUAGAACAAAGGGAAAAGGAAAGGUUGCAAAGGGAGGAAGAAAAAGACGUAGAAAAAAAAAAGAAAUCCGCUGAAAAAGAUCCUUCCCUUUUUUCCGAAGAAAAAGGUAUUUUGGAAAAAAGAAUUGGACUUGAAGGUAAAUGAACCAGACUUGGAAGGGUCUGAUUCCGAAUUGGAAAUCCUUGAAAAAAAUGAAAAUAAAGAACAUAUUGUGGCUCUUCUUUUUGAUUAUAAAAGAUGGACUCGCCCAUUUCGUUACAUAAAAAAUAAUAGACUUGAACAAGCUGUAAGAAACGAAAUGGCACAAUAUUUCUUUGACAUACAUAAAAGUGAUGGAAAAGAUAGAAUAUCUUUUACCCAUCCGAUAAGUUUAUCAACGUUUUUUCAAAUAAUCAAAACAAAGAUACCCCUUUUGUCACUAGAAAAAGAUAUUUCUAAUACAUUGGACAAUUUUUGGGUUUCUAGAAACAAACAAAAAUUAAAUUCUAUAAAAAUUGAUUUGCUAAUCGAAUUAAAAAUCUUGACAAACCAGUAGCAGUUCCAAUAAUCGAAAUUGAAACAAACAAAACGCGAUUAUGUAUACACAAUGAUGAGACUAGAAAAGAAUACUUACCAGAAAAGUAUGAUCCCUUGUUAAAUGGGCCUUCCCGCGGAAGAAUAAAAAAAGAUAUCACGUCGAUAAACGAUACUUCGAUCAAAAAGUUGAGAGAGAAGGUUAUGCUAAAUAGACUUCAUGCUUUAUUGUUGAUGUCUACUUUUGAAAAAAAGGAAAAAAAACCAUUACAAGUUGGUGAGUUCUCAACUUUAUCAUCAAGUUUCAAUUUAACGGAUUCAGAACAACUAACAAAAUUUUUAGUAAAUGCAAUUGAGACAGACGAUAAAAAAUCUUCUGCAAUAGAAAAAAUAGGUAAAGAAGAAAUUGGUAAAAAAGUCCCCGAUGGUCAUACAAAUUAAUAACUGAAUUGGAACAAAUAUCGUAUUUUACAAAUCCACAGAUGAUCAUGAUAUUCGUUCAAGAAAAGGAUCAGUGUAUUAAUUUUUGAAGAACCUAAGACUCUCAAAGAUAAGACUACAAACAAAGAUAAGAAUACAAAAGAUACAAAUAUUCAAGCUAUAAAAUCCGACGAUAAUGAGAAAGAUAAAAAUAUUAAAAAGAAAAAGGAAGAUGAGGAUAAUAAGCUUUUUUUAUUACGAUAUCCGCACCAAUCUGAUUUUCGCCAAGGCUUAAUAAAAGACUCUAUGCGAACUCAAAGACGUAAAAUAGUUAUUGAGGGACUUUUUUAAAGCAAAUGCGCAUUCCCCUCUUUUUUUUGACAGGAUGAGGAAAAAAACCUUUUUUUCUCUACCAUACCUGGCUCAACUGAAACGGCUUUUUAGAAAAUGGUCAUCCAUAAAAGAGUUUGGGAUUUUAGAAUCUACAGAGGAAAAAAAAAAUAAUAAUAAAAAGAGAAACCAAAAAGGAAAAAAAACGACGAGAGGAAAUAGAACGGUUAGAGAUAGGGGAAGCCUGGGAGACUUUUCCAUAUACCCAAAUAAUAAGAGGUUUUUUAUUAAUAACCCAAUCAAUUCUCAGAAAAAAGAUUCUAUUACCUUCAUUCAUAAUCGGUAAAAAUAUCGGGCGUAUGCUACUAUUUCAAACUCCUGAAUGGUCUGAAGAUUUAAAGGGAUGGAAUAGAGAAACGCAUGUGAAGUGUACUUAUAAUGGUAUUCCGUUAGCUGACAAAAAAUUUCCGGAAAAUUGGUUGACAGAAGGUAUUCAAAUCAAAAUUUUAUUUCCUUUCUGUCUCAAACCUUGGCACGAAUAUAAAUCGC
Cuscuta europaea is the source of this 2459-nucleotide messenger RNA. The record is from the annotation of a GenBank genome assembly. Lineage: Eukaryota; Viridiplantae; Streptophyta; Magnoliopsida; Solanales; Convolvulaceae.